Messenger RNA from Passer montanus (Eurasian tree sparrow), 3024 nucleotides. RefSeq names its product probable G-protein coupled receptor 141. The record is from RefSeq and is a predicted model, not a curated record. Gene Ontology annotation, cellular component: membrane. Gene Ontology annotation, biological process: G protein-coupled receptor signaling pathway. Lineage: Eukaryota; Metazoa; Chordata; Aves; Passeriformes; Passeridae. The transcript is spliced from 3 exons. Gene Ontology annotation, molecular function: G protein-coupled receptor activity; oxysterol binding. The coding region runs from base 700 to 1563 and encodes 287 amino acids.
CUUUCCCAAGGCAGGGAUUGGGAGGAAAUACACUUUAAAUAUAUGAAGAACAUGAAGAUACAAGGUUACACAUUGAACGGCAUUAGCAUACAAGUUUCAAGGAAUGUUUCAAGGAAAAAGAGAUUGAGAGAUAUGAAAACAUCAGUGGAGAAGUCCAGUUUCUGACCUUCAGCAGUUUUGGUGCCAGCCAACAGCACUGUCCCCAGGGUGACAAGAGAAUUAUCUGUGCAACAUCUUUGCUGGGUUUUGGCCUGAUUUUACAUCGAAAGAGCUUAGACUGGACUCAAGAAGGUAACAGAGUGCACCAAGCUCCUGAUCUCAGAGUCUGAUUCAGCUCUGGCUGGAGUACUGGCUGUCACAAAACAGCUACUUGAGGAAUGCAAUUUCUUCACGUCUCUUCUGAUUUCACAUGGUGGUUCAAGGUUUAUGGAUUCCUUCAAGCUCUGUGGACAAGGCAGCAGCCAUUUCUCUGCUUCACCCAGAGGAUGUGGCUGUGGUUUCAUGAUCUUUCUAACACAUGGAAACCACCAGUGUCUGACAUCCAGGCUGUUCACUACUUUGCUGCACAUUGCUGCAGACCCAGCUAUCAUUUUGCCAUCCAACCACCAUCACUACAGUGUCAGGCAGCAGCCUGUCCUUAUGUGGGAUUAGGUGAUACUGGAACCACAGCUGCAACCUUCAAAAGAGGAACUUACGAGAAUGCUUAACAGCUGCAUAACCCAACAGAACCAUUCCUCCAAUGGCACAGUGCUGGACUCCUCAGAGAAACUCCACGCUGUUCUGAUAGUCCUGUACAUCAUUAACCUGGCUGGCGGCACCAUUGGGGUCAUCAUGAUGUCCCAGCAGUUGUUUCAAAGGAGAUCCCAAUCUGUGAUGACCAUCAUGAUCAUCAGCCUCCUGGUGCUGCACAGCUUCAUGCUCCUCAGCAUCCCCUUCCGCCUCAGCUACUACAUUUUGGGGGAGUGGAAAUUCGGGAGGUUCGCCUGCAGGCUGGCGGGCGCCAUCAUCUACCUGCACAUGUACGCCACCUUCGCCUUUUACGUGGCCAUCAUCGUAGCGCGCCUCCUCCGCCUGGAGUUUCGCAAGUGCUACACCGCGGCCUGGGUGGGGGCUGUCUGGCUGCUGGGAGCACUGGUGGUCACGCCUGUUCUCCUCUCCUACUACGGCACCUCGAAGACUUACCGCUCCUGCGAGUGCUUCCAGUUCCACAGGGAGCUGCAGGAGGCUCACAUGGUGAUCAUGAACUACUGCCUGGCUGGGAUUUUGGUGGCAGCAUGUGCUGUGCUCACCGGAAUCCAGCUGACUGUGAUCUAUAGAGUAGCCAUGAAAUACUGGCCUGACAUUAACUCUCACGUGGAAUUCAGGGCUCAGGCAAAGAGUUUCUUCUUCAUCUUGGUAACAUUAGUCUGCUUUAUGCCUCAUCAUGUGUUCAGAGUAUACUACAUCCAAAACUACGACCUUGAUAAAGACCAUAAACUACUACUAUACAACGAGGUUUUUUUAGCUUUAGCAACAAUGUGCUGCCUGGAUAUGUUGUGCUUCAUAGCAGGAAUAGCCCACUGAACUGUGAGCUACAAGGAAGUCCAGCUGCAGUGUGUCAAUACUGGCUUUUGAGAAAAACAAAAUUGUGUUGGGAUUUUCCUGAGCUAGGAAGACUGGUGAGUUUAUGCCAUGCCUGUAUAGGUCUACAGCAUUGUUUGGCUUUUGCAGGCCAGUAAGAUUCCUCUUUCACAAACUACUCUUUUUUACCUUCUCUCUAGAAGGCAGACACACUUGAGUCUUACUCUAGUCUUGACCUAAGAGUCAUGCCCUGAAGCUUCAUUAAGAUUUUCCUUAGCUGUCUUUCUCUAGCAAUUACAGCACAAGUAUCCAUUCCUUUGCAAUUUUUUUCUCAAAGUGUCUCAGUAACCACAAUCCAUUAUGGCCAGUAAGUUCUCUUCUCUGAAGGUCUAACUUCUUCUGGCAUUGUGAUACUGAAUGGAAGAGCUGUAAAAUAUAAAUUCCUUUACAGGAUAUUUGUACUAGUGAUUUUAGAUAGCAAGGACAUAAACUCUACUCAGAUGAGAAGUAUUCACAGAAUCACAAAAUGGGUCAGAUUGGAAGAGACCAAUGGGUCAUCUGGUCCGACCUCCCUUUGUAUAAUUUAUACAAAGUAUAUAUUAAAUUAAAUUAUGUGAAAACUCAUUAUUAUCAUAACUUUGUCUUUACUUGUGUCAUUUCAAAUCCACAAGGAGCUCUGAAUUGUGAUAAUUAUAUAUUUAGAGUAAAUGAGGGCAGAACAGGAUUCAAAACUUCUGCCUUUUGUCAUUCUCCCAUCAGGACUGGAUCUGUUACCUCUUAGGUCCAUUAUAGCCAAAAAAAGUUGCUGUUCUUUCAUAACUGGAUCUGGAAUUCAGUGGAGGGGAAAGAUCAGACCCUCUCCAGGAUGGGGAAAGACUUUAUUAGCCUUCAAAACCCUUUGAUGUCUGGUCACUUUCAGUUGUCUGUUGAUUUUGUUAUCAGAUGCCAUAUUUUUUCCAUUUACACACAUAAAAAAACAGAACCAGAACAAACUUACUGAGCAGUGCUUAAUCAGUUCUGCAUAUGCUUGUGUAUGUGUAUACAAACUUGUUCUGAAGUAUAUCUUUUCUCCAUUAGAUAGAUAAUAUUCUGUGGUAAUCACAUCUGUUUUGGAAUCUCUGUUCUAUCUUCAUGAUUUAAAAGUUCUUUUUAAUGAUUCAUUCUUCCUGUUCUGCUCAGUGCAGAAGGUCUCUAACCCCUCUGUUGAAGGCCCCACAGUCGUCUGCUGCAUCCCAGCAGCUUGAGGCCAGAUUUCUCCCACCCCACACUCCUAGGAGUCACUCGAGGAUACACUUCCUUCUUCACAGCCCUAUAAGUACCCAUAAUUUUUAGUCUGGAAAUCCUUGCUACAGAAACUGCUAUGAUCCUGGACUGAAACAGAUAAAAGCUUGAUCUGGGAGGAUAAUAAGGUACACUUACAAAGUAAUGCUACUAAUACCUCAGAUUGAUGGCAUUUCUUUGAAU